Messenger RNA from Magallana angulata, 2465 nucleotides. Its product is annotated as heterogeneous nuclear ribonucleoprotein K-like. Bases 581 to 2089 code for a protein of 502 amino acids. Gene Ontology annotation, molecular function: mRNA binding. Lineage: Eukaryota; Metazoa; Mollusca; Bivalvia; Ostreida; Ostreidae. Gene Ontology annotation, biological process: regulation of mRNA splicing, via spliceosome; regulation of transcription by RNA polymerase II. The record is from RefSeq and is a predicted model, not a curated record. Gene Ontology annotation, cellular component: nucleus; cytoplasm. The transcript is spliced from 16 exons.
UCUCUUGUAAGUCAAUGGAAAAAAAACCAUUUGUUACCUGUUUCAAAGUUAUUGAUUUAACCAUGAGAAAAACUAAUUCUGUGGCAUCCAUUUAAAACAAGCACCGACAAUGUUUGUCCAAUAUUGACCAAAUUUGGGAACCUGAUGUCUGUCACUCUCACCUUGUUUGCUGUGGAUGUUGAUCAACAGGACAAAAAUUGCAGGUGCUUUGUUGUGAAAACAAUGCUGACAAACGUUUCAAAGAACCGCGGUGUAACAAGGAGGAAUAGGUCGAUCGGGGGAAAGGGCCAGGGUGUCUCCAAAUAAAAGCUUUGUCAACAGAAUAGUUCUAGAGGAUCAAUUUAAACCAUUUAAAAAGAAACUGCGAAGCAGUCAUAGUGUAUAUUUAUGCAGAGGCUGUGCAAGGCUGAUUAGUUAAGAUGCAUACUUCUGCUCUCUGACGCUGAGUUACGUGCAUGUAAACUUUAAGGCUCGAAACCACGAUGUCUGCGUUAAAAAUGCAGAGUGAUUUGGUUACAAAAGAAGCUUCUGGAUAAAGAGAACGGAAUCAAGAGUUUGAGAUUUAGUCAACCUUAACACCAUGGAAGAUGACAUGGGAAUAAAACGUCCUUUGGAUGAUGAUUAUGAAGAAGAUGAAGAUGACCAUAAAAGGAGACGGGGUGAUGGACCGAAAGUAGAGCUAAGGUUUCUACUGGCUAGCAAGAAUGCUGGCGCCAUCAUUGGAAAAGGAGGCAGCAAUAUCAAACGACUGAGGCAGGAUUACAAAGCCAGUGUAACAGUGCCCGACUCGACAAGUCCCGAACGAGUUCUUACCAUUGGAGCUAACCUGGGUACAGCUCUCGAAUGUGUCCUGGACAUCAUUCCUAAACUGGAAGAUUACAAAAACUACAAAAACAAUGACUUUGACUGUGAGAUGCGCCUACUGGUACAUCAAAGUCAAGCAGGUUGUAUCAUUGGGAGAGCAGGAUUCAAAAUCAAGGAACUCCGCGAGAGGACGGGAGCACAAAUCAAAGUCUAUUCCCAGUGUUGUCCUGAAUCCACAGAACGUGUGGUCGCCAUAGGAGGCAAACCAAAGAUAGUGGUGGACUGUAUAGAGACAAUCCAUGAUCUACUGCAGACAGCACCCCCUAAAGGUCCAAACCAGCCAUAUGAUCCUUUGUACUGGGAUGAAUUCAUGGUCCCUGAUUAUGGUGGUUACAGUGCAUCAGAAGGAGGGCGUGGCAAAGGCGGUCCAAGAGGUGCACCACCUGGUGGUAGAAUGGGUGGUGGCCCCAUGGGAAUGAGAGGAGGAGUUGGCGGUGGUGGCAGAGGUAUGCGAGGUGGUGGAGGCGGUGGGGGAGACUUCCGCCGAGGAGGAGGAGGAGGUGGGGGUAUGAUGAGGUCAGGCGGUGGAGGUGGUGGCCGCGGAGGCAGUGGAUUUGGUGGAGGUAGAGGAGGAGGUAGUAGCAGUGGUGGAUUCGGAAGCGGAGGAGGUGGAUUUGGAGGUGGAAGCCGCCAGGGUGGAAACCGCCAAGGAAGGGGCGGAGGUGGCAACUUUGGCGGCGGGCCGAUGGGAGGUGGACCAAUGGGAGGAUAUGGAGGUGGUAGCUUUGGUGGUGGAGGAAGUGGUGGUGGUAGCAGUGGAGGGGGAGGAAGCUUUGGAAGCAGUGGCGGAGGCAGCAGUUUCGGAGGAAGUGGCGGCGGAGGAAUGGGAAGCAGCGGAGGUAAGGAACACAGAUAUGGAGGAGGAGAUUAUGAUAACUUUGGAAGUGGAGGAGACAGCUAUGACGACGGUUAUGAUAACUUUGGAGGAAUGGGACAAAACUUUUCCCAGGAUAAUUCUGGUGGUAUGGGUCAGAUGUUUGGAAACGAAGGAAAUUUACCCUCAACCCAAGUCACCAUUCCAAAGGACCUUGCAGGAGCUAUAAUAGGAAAGGGUGGUGCCCGAAUACAAGAAAUACGCCGACAGUCUAAUGCCCAGAUAGUCAUAGAUGAGGGAUUGCCCGGGUCAAACGACCGAAUCAUCACUAUCACUGGAACCCAUGAACAGAUUCAAAGUGCCCAAUUUCUUUUACAAAGCAGUGUUAAAAGAUACUCUGGGAAGUACUGAGAGAUGCUGUGAAGAAUUUUUAUAUAUUCAAAAAAAGUGGGAAGAAAUGAACAGAAAAAAGAAAAUUGCCAUGGGUUCUUAAUCCAACAACCAUCUUGAUAGACAUUUUAUCCAAUCAUGAAAUGUAUUGCAUUGCCUUUCAUAUUCAUUCAGAAUUGAUGUCAUUGUCAUGGCGUGCACUCAAUCGUUUUUCAUCAUGUCAGAUUUCAUUUUUUCCUGUGAGAAAAAUAUUUUGUAUUAUGUCAGUAGAUUAAUAUCUAUAUAGACAAUUAUGUUUUGAUUUUCAUACUGGUGAUCUUUUAACAUAUGUAUUUCAUUAUAGUAUGUUUUUGUUGUUUUAAUGAUGCAGCAAAAGUCAUUAAAUAUAAUAAAAGUG